Entamoeba invadens IP1 is the source of this 831-nucleotide messenger RNA. RefSeq names its product heat stress transcription factor A-6B, putative. Bases 1 to 831 code for a protein of 276 amino acids. Gene Ontology annotation, molecular function: DNA-binding transcription factor activity; sequence-specific DNA binding. The transcript has 2 exons. The record is from RefSeq and is a predicted model, not a curated record. Gene Ontology annotation, biological process: regulation of DNA-templated transcription. NCBI's taxonomy places the organism in Eukaryota, Evosea, Mastigamoebida, Endamoebidae.
AUGGAGAGAGAGUUCAACGACGAUGAAAUGGAUGGGCAACAAUUUGAUGACCAAUUUGAAAAAGACGAGAGAGAGAACACUCGUGGGACAAUAGUGUCCUUUGUUUCAAUACUUUACCAAAUGGUCGACCUCAAAGACAACGAUCGAUAUAUUAGGUGGUCUUCGAAAGAUUCUGGACACUCCUUCGAAAUUGUCGAUCCCGUUGCGUUCUCAAAGGAGAUCCUCCCAAAGUAUUACAAGCACACAAAUUUCUGUGGCUUCACACGUCAGCUCACACUCUAUGGCUUUAAAAAGGUUUGUAUCAACAACGCGUUUCAAUCAAAUAAUUACAAACAGACAGAAGACGAGUAUCGCUUCCAACACGAGAGCUUUGUGCAAGGCCACAUGGAGUUGUUGAAGAACAUUCAACGCAAGAAACCCGCUUCGCAACGCAAGAAACAGAACAACACGACAGUUCUUUACCAACAACUUUUGACUCAACUUGUCCAGUUGCAGAAACAGAACAUUGACACACUCACUCAGAUCAAUACACUCAAAGAAAUGCUUUAUCAACUCAAACUGCGCGAGGAUUCUUUAGAACUUAAAAUGCAACGCCUUCAAGAAACUUUCAUGCCAAAUCCCGCUUCGUUUGCUUUUGGAUUCAACAUGAUGGGAAACGACAUGCCACAGUUUAACGUCCCACAAUCGAUGAAUGACGACCAAACACAACAAACUGCACAAGCAGACGCACAAAACCAGAACACGACAUCCACAAAUCAAACACACGACACUCAACCACCAUCAUUUGGCGGGUGGGGCGAUCAAGCAUCUCAGUUGCAGUGGAAAUUUUGA